GGUUUGUGAAAGCACGGAGCUGUGAGAUGUGCCUCCACACUGCUCUCUGUACUCACACACAGACUGUAAUAAGGGCUAACAUUACACUCUGAAGCAAACUCUGGAGACCACUCUGCCUCACGCUGUAAUAGGGUCCCUAAACGGUAUUGGAAGAGUGGAGUGGUGGAAGCAGAAUCGUCUUCUUCAAUUGGGAUUAGGAGCGAGGUGUGAAGUCCACAUUUUAUAGGACCUGGAUUCAGUGUGUACACCAUGACGUCUAAACCUCACCCUCCUCUGAUGAAGAAGCACAGUCAGACAGACCUGAUAAGUCGUCUGAAGAGCCGGAAGAUCCUUGGAGUCGGCGGUGAGGAUGAUGAUGGCGAAGUGCACCGCUCAAAGAUCAGCCAGAUGCUCGGAAAUGAGAUGAAGUUUGCGGUGCGAGAGCCUGUCGGGCUGAGGAUGUGGAUGCUAAUCUCUGCAGUGGGUUUCACAGUUAUGGGCCUGAUGGCCCUUGUGUUUCCAAACCAGCUAUAUGAGGUUGUUUUUGAGGAGGAGCUCUCCACGACUAACAUCUCUGUCCGUCUAUACGGAGGAGCAUUGCUCAGCCUGGCCCUCAUCAUGUGGAAUGGUCUCUACACAGUAGAGAAAAUCAUCAUCCAGUGGACUCUGCUCAGUGAAGCCUGCUACUUUGCUGUCCAGUUUCUAGUGACAUCCAUCACCUUAAUGGAGAUUGGCAUCCUGCCCAAUGCUGCUUUGCUGCUGCUCCUCAGCCGAGUGCUCUUCCUGGUGGUCACCAUGGCUUACUACUACCACCUGGGCCGUAAACCCAAGAAGAUCUGAGCGGACUGUGCGACACUUCCAGGGAGGGGACAUCUGAGUACAGAUCACAAACAUGGGGUUAGAAGGUUUGGGAUAUGAAUUGAUCAGGGUUUGGAGCAUUCCUUUUCCAGUGUAUGCCCCCCCACCACCACCACCACCACCAACAUGGGACCUACCUUAUAUUAACACCCAGUAUUCAAUGGAUAAGCACAGCGUCACAUUCCAGUCUCUACUACCAGAACGACAAAACCUCAUAGUGAAAGUGAAUUACUCUUUCACUGGGCUGUGAGGUCAAGCCCCUCUUGAGACACAUUCCUCUAAGUAUACAGAAGAAGCGAGCAGUCUGUUGUGCAUUGUGUCACUAGGUUAUAUGAUUUUAUUUGAACAGUACAGAGUCAUUUCACACAUCAGACUGUGUUUUAUGUGCACAAAAAUGAUUUCCAAAUUCAGUAUUAAGUGUUAGCUGACUAUUUAUUCUGAAUCACACUCAAGGACCAUGCUAUGUGCUACUCUUUGUUUUCUGCUUGUAGCUGUGGGUGUUAACUCGUACUGUAUGUAUGCCAAAGUCAAGCCUGAACAUCUGUACUCUUGUAUGCUUCCCUGACAGUUGUCCAGUGCACACAUCGAAUGGAUAAAUGUGUUCAAUUCAGGUCCAGUCAGUUAAGCUAAACUUAGCACACAAUCCAACUGCUAAAGUUAACUUAUACUCAAUAAUGCCAGAUUUAACUUCCCCAACAGCAAUUGGUGAAUCCAAACAUUUUUCUGUGACAUGAGUGAUUUCUUUCUUUUAUUCGUUGAGAUAUCAUUUAAGAAACUUCUACCAAAGUGAAUAGGACAUGUUUUGUACCGCAAAUUUAAGCUACAGAGAUUAAUACAUUUAAUGUUGAUAAAAGAACAUGUACACUGACUUGUAGAAAAGAAGCAGCUUACUUCUGUCCCUGUUGUGUGUACACUGUAAGGCAGGACUUUGACCUGAGCAAUCUUACAGAAAGUUUCCAACGUUCUGACCUUUACUGCAAAGCUAGUUUCACAAGCCGAGCAUGUCAGUGUGUAGAGCAAACAAACCUGACGAUUCUCUUCUGUGAUGUAGCACAGUUUCUUUUUUUUUUACAAACACCAUAUCCGUAGCCUUGCCUUAAAACUACUUAAAGAACACUGCAUCCUAAUUCUCUUGUAUAUAUGUAAAUAAUAGUAUUUCCUAUGACGUGGUGUUCUUGUGGGCCGAACAGGGAACUUGUUCAGUAUUAGUUAAAUGAUUUUCUCUUUCUCUUUCUCUUGGCAUGUGUUGGUUUUUUUUGUACCUAUUUAAAUGAAUUUGUGUUUUUGAUGUCUUGCAUGCGAAAUUAUCCAGCUAAAGAAAUAGCUUCAACUGUGUAGCGAGCUGCCACCAUCUAGAACACAAAUAGCAAUGAAUGGUAACAUAAACUAGAAUUGGUGAAGAGCCCAAACAAUUGAACCCUUGAUUUAAAAGGCAGUUUACCUCAACAUGCUUUGAAUCAUGUAAUCCAACACUCGAUAGACUUGCACCAAAUUGACAUAUUAAGUACAUUUUCUACCUCCCGAUACUAGCCACUCCCCUCAGAUACACACAUCCAACUUCAAAGGCAGUGCCAGCGGUGAUAAUUUGUCAACUCUGAUUUCUGCGAAACAGGCACAAAGCCUCCUAAAGAUAGUUGACCCAUUUUGUAAAUUUAACUUGAAACACCAUUUUGAAACAAGAAACAUACUGUAGGUCUCCUCCAAAGGUGGUCCAUGAUGUCGCAAAUGACCACGUUGAGUCCUGCCCUAAAAGGGAGUGGUCCUGAGGUCAGAGUGAUUGAUGGUUUGCAGUGGGGAGUCCAGUGCUGCAGGCAGAUGUGCUUGUUAACUUGGACGAUAUUUCAGUUCAGAUAGGGGACGUGAAACAUGGGUGAGGUCUCCUGUACUCCUCAAAGUUGUAAUUACCCUUUUUUCCAGUGUUUAAUUAGAUAUAGCUCUCCUGACUGACAUUGUGUGCCCCAACCUACUGCUCAGUCCUGACUAGCAUAGUAAUUAUGGAGUUCAAGAGAAAUGUCGUUCCAUUUCCGUCAAUACAGCUAGCCUCAAAUCAUCAGCCUCACGAAACGUUCAAAGCAGCUUAUUUUCGUAGAGAUGGGCAGUUUUUUGGGGGGACGUGCAGAGGAAGGGAGGCAAAGAAACAGCUCUUUCAUCCUCCUGGUUCUCUGACGUCAAAAAGUCCGAACUUCACAUUGGUAACUUGGUAAGUUGAGCUAUUUAUUCCUACUGCUAUAGAUCCAACUGCUAUGGUGUCCUGUUGUGAAUAGCAUACAAGGUCAAUUUGUUUCAAGUUGUAGCAAUGUGUUUUUAAUGUAUAUAUGUGCUAUAUUGUACUUUAGAAAAUGAACUGUUAUGGAUUUCCACCAUUUAGAAAUAAAGAACACAAUUGUUUAUUUUGAA
Molecule: messenger RNA, 3234 nt
Organism: Labrus bergylta (ballan wrasse)
Lineage: Eukaryota; Metazoa; Chordata; Actinopteri; Labriformes; Labridae
Gene: tp53i11b
Product: tumor protein p53 inducible protein 11b
Source: RefSeq, a predicted model, not a curated record